Messenger RNA from Octopus bimaculoides (California two-spot octopus), 2577 nucleotides. RefSeq lists its product as uncharacterized. NCBI's taxonomy places the organism in Eukaryota, Metazoa, Mollusca, Cephalopoda, Octopoda, Octopodidae. Gene Ontology annotation, biological process: endosome to lysosome transport; protein targeting to lysosome; early endosome to late endosome transport. Gene Ontology annotation, cellular component: early endosome; late endosome. Gene Ontology annotation, molecular function: phosphatidylinositol binding. The record is from RefSeq and is a predicted model, not a curated record.
UACAUACACACACAGCGCGCGCCCGCGCACACAUUCAAGUAUACACAUACACUCGUCCGUAUAUAGUUAUUGAUUGACACAAACAGCUAUUUUUAUCAUAGCACACACAAACCCAGGUGAAGGACAGGCACACACACACACACCAGCAUGGCUCUGUUGUAUCACGUGACCUAGGCAACUUCUACUUUCAUCAGUGCCAGACGACGAUCGUCAAAUACAAGUAUUUUACAUCAUAAUUAUUGUAGGUUCGACUUCCAGCUAUCAUUCAAGUUUUUUUAGCUCUAGAAAACAAUAUUAAAAGAACCACAGGAUAAAAUAAAACAAGAGAUAAACAAACAUUGACUCCACAGGAAGAUGAAGGCUUCAUGUUGUAAUGCAAACUUUAACAAGUGUUGGUUACGCAUUAUUUUCACUAUCACUUGAAUUUCCACAGAUCGCUGGGCAGUGGCCAGCACUAUUCAUAGACAACAAACAACGUCUAGCUUGUAAACAAUCAGUGAGCACUAGUACUAUUACAGCUACACCAUAAUUAAUUGGUUAAUAGUCAUCACGGUCCAUAGGUUACACCCGAGGUAUGAACAAAGUCAAAUUGUUACCACGCGAUCAUAAAGUUUUGGUUCGUUGGUUUGUUGGAGGUUAUGACCAUUUGUGGACGGCAUGAAAGUUUGAAAACAGUGUAAUAAACAGCACACACACAAAAACUCCCUGAGGCCAGGACUGCCAGUAUAGUACAUGUGUUCUUCAUAUAUAAUCAGUAAGUACGUUUACUGAUAGUUGAUAAGUGACUAGCGUUGUCCAGGCUCCACGUCAAACAACCAUUAUCAACACCUCACCACAACAAAAGAGAUUGUAACGAGCUUCUAAUAUAUCGAGCCUGAAGUUACGAUAAUCAAGUGGGAGGACUAUCUUGUCCUCUCUGACCAAAUAUGAAGUCAUUUGCUGAUCAAUUUUCGUCGUUUAAGAAUCGCUACAGAGACUCGAACGUGGUCUCGAUCCCUCCUUACACCUCUAUUGGCGUUGGUGCUAUGAGUGUGUACAAGUCAACGGUUUUACCAAUUUGUUCCCCGGCUGCAGCUGCUGCUAGUUGUGAAGAGUUUACCAACGACAGUCCCACAGACUUGCAGACUGGCGAUACUGUCGCCAUACUUAACACAGACACUUCGAAUAGUAACGCUGCUAAUAACAAUAUAGUCGGUAGCCCGAGCAGUGACAGCGAUAAUAUAAGCUGUCCAAGUUCCACAAUGGGUCAGGUACAAACCUCACAAAGUUUCCAAAGAAAUAAUAAUAGUUUCAACAACGACAACAAUAACAAUGACAACAUCAACAGUGUAACAUCUGUUGUCAGCGUCACUGUUGAGAAGCAUGGCUUGGACUACAGUUUACCAUCAUCAACACCAAUUUUACCAAACCAUCGAAACAUAUCAGCUCAGGGAGGGAGCUCUAUUCAACCGAAACAACUAUAUGCAGGAGAAUCUUCUGUGGAUAACGAUAAUGCUAGCAGAGUGUCACCAGAACAAAGCAUGGAGAAAGAAUUUGGACUGGAUAAAAAUAUAAAUGUUGUGAAACCUUGUAGUUCCAAAGUGUAUUUACUAGAUAGAAGCAAAGUGCAAUAUGCUGAAGGAGACUUAGAUUCUGCAGAAGAAGUCAUGGAAGAUUCCAAAUUGAGCAAUGAUGCAAAGAACAUUGAUUUUUCAACCCCUGUUAGUCCAAGUUCCACAAGAACUAAGAACAGUAGAAGUGUUAGUCAGGGUUCUUUAGAUUCCUUGGACAAACAAAGGGGAAAUAUUUCUUACAACGAUGAUGGAGAAUUUUAUAUUUCAGCUUAUUCCAAUAUUCCAGUACAGGUACCAAUUAUCGGAUAUGAAACUAUGGAACAACGUGCCAGAUUUACCGUAUUUAAACUGCAAGUAAUCCAUUCACCUCAUGACUCCUGGUUUGUUUUUCGCCGUUACACAGAUUUUGUUCAGUUAUCAGAUAAGAUUACUCAACUUCAGCUGAAAAAUAUAUCUCCUACAUUUUUAAUACCUCUUCCACCAAAACGAUGGUUUGGAGACAACUUUGAUCGUCACUUCCUUGAAGACAGACAACGGGGUUUACAGGAUUUCAUCAACAAAAUUCUUAAGAAUAAAAUCCUUUGUGAAUGUGCACCUGUCAGAGAAUUCUUUUGUUUUGACGACCCUCCUGGGCCACAUGACAGUCUUGAAGAAAGCCGGGCCUUAUGCGAGUCUCUUGAAGAGCAAACGUACAACCUCAAAAAGGAACUAAAAGAUAAGGAGCACGAGAUUGAUUUACUAAAAGCUGAGUUGAAUUUGUGUAAAUCACAAAUUGAAGAUUUAAAGAAAUUUGAUAAGCUACAUAUAAAUAGUAAAUCUUGUGACUUGGAGUUAACUCCCCCCAGUCGACCCAAUAGUGGCAGUAACGAUUUUCUGAAUGAAUGUCCAGAAGUUGACCAGAAUAGUUUUGAGGAACCAGUUGAAUCAAACACCCAAUGACUAUCAGCUCCUUUACCUAUUACAUGAUUCUCAAUUAUGGUUGUGCCAAAUUUUGCAAAUAAAACCUAGACUUUUUUGUUGAUUA